Messenger RNA from Colletotrichum destructivum, 408 nucleotides. RefSeq lists its product as uncharacterized. The coding region runs from base 1 to 408 and encodes 135 amino acids. The record is from RefSeq and is a predicted model, not a curated record. The transcript has a single exon. NCBI's taxonomy places the organism in Eukaryota, Fungi, Ascomycota, Sordariomycetes, Glomerellales, Glomerellaceae.
AUGUCAGGACAGAGGACCCCACUCUACUACCACGACCCCUCGAACCCUCCGUGGCAGGACCCCAACAAGAAUCCGUACACGCUGAGCUACGGCGGUCACGCGGAGGAGAUCCAUAGCAACAGCUACAGCGGCGGCCGCGUCAGCGGUGGCGGUGGUAGCGGUCAGACAAGCGGCGGCAGCAUCUUCCAGGAGGACAUUGAGAGAAGUAAACGCAAGGGCGAAGGCAAAUGUAAAGACAAAGACAAAGACGAAGGUAAGGGCAAGGGCAAAGUUGAUGAUAAGGGCAAGGGCAAGGACGAAGGCAAAGGCAAAGGCAAAAGUAAAGGUAAGGAAGAAGACAAGGGUAAGGGCAAAACGAAAGUCAAGAAGAAGGUUACCUUCGCUCUAGACGACCAGUUGAACUCGUAG